CUCAGCUUCCUUACUGCACCUUCACUUGCCAGGGCUGAACUUCUCUAAGGUCCUGCCCAUCCUUGAGUCGGCCUCAAACUUUCUGGCCGCAGAAGUCUCCUGAACUCCAGUGAGCAGAGGAGCACGUCCAGGUCUCUUGAGAGUCGAGGGCUGAGGGCACUGAGCCAACAUACAGACCCAUCACCUCUGCCCACAAAGACACCCCUCCAUGCGGAACCAAGAUGGGGAAUGGAACCGAGGAGGAUUAUAACUUUGUCUUCAAGGUGGUCCUGAUUGGUGAGUCAGGCGUGGGGAAGACCAAUCUGCUAUCCAGGUUCACGCGCAAUGAGUUCAGCCACGACAGCCGCACCACCAUCGGGGUUGAGUUUUCCACCCGCACUGUGAUGCUGGGCACAGCUGCUAUCAAGGCUCAGAUCUGGGACACGGCUGGCCUGGAGCGGUACCGAGCCAUCACCUCGGCGUACUAUCGUGGUGCCGUGGGGGCCCUCCUGGUGUUUGACCUAACCAAGCACCAGACCUACGCAGUGGUGGAACGCUGGCUAAAGGAGCUCUACGACCACGCAGAGGCCACCAUUGUCGUCAUGCUCGUGGGUAACAAGAGUGACCUCAGCCAGGCUCGGGAGGUGCCCACUGAGGAGGCCCGCAUGUUUGCUGAAAACAAUGGGCUGCUAUUCCUGGAGACCUCGGCUCUGGACUCUACCAAUGUUGAACUGGCCUUUGAGACUGUCCUCAAAGAGAUCUUCACAAAGGUUUCCAAGCAGAGACAGAGCAACACCCGGACCAAUGCUAUCACCCUGGGCAGUGCCCAGACUGGACAGGAACUGGGCCCUGGGGAGAAGAGGACCUGUUGCAUCAGCCUCUGA
Messenger RNA from Elephantulus edwardii (Cape elephant shrew), 863 nucleotides. RefSeq names its product RAB25, member RAS oncogene family (gene RAB25). Bases 222 to 863 code for a protein of 213 amino acids. Lineage: Eukaryota; Metazoa; Chordata; Mammalia; Macroscelidea; Macroscelididae. The transcript has 5 exons. Gene Ontology annotation, molecular function: GTPase activity; GTP binding. The record is from RefSeq and is a predicted model, not a curated record. Gene Ontology annotation, biological process: exocytosis. Gene Ontology annotation, cellular component: recycling endosome.